This is a messenger RNA of Octopus sinensis (East Asian common octopus), 1123 nucleotides long. RefSeq names its product rho-related GTP-binding protein RhoU-like. Gene Ontology annotation, molecular function: GTPase activity; GTP binding. Gene Ontology annotation, biological process: small GTPase-mediated signal transduction. The record is from RefSeq and is a predicted model, not a curated record. The transcript has 2 exons. Bases 1 to 477 code for a protein of 158 amino acids. NCBI's taxonomy places the organism in Eukaryota, Metazoa, Mollusca, Cephalopoda, Octopoda, Octopodidae.
AUGAAAGACGAUUUUGAUUCGCUACGUCCUCUAUGUUACCCGAACACAGAUGUCUUCCUGCUUUGUUUCAGUGUGGUCUGUCCUUCGUCCUUCCACAACAUUCUUGACAAAUGGUUACCAGAGGUGCGGCAACAUUCACCUAAAACACCAAUCAUCUUAAUUGGUACUCAAUGCGAUCUCAGGAACGAUGUGAAAAUCCUCAUUGAACUGGCUCGCUACAAAGAGGCCCCAAUUGCGGAAGCCGAUGCCCAGCGCCUCGCCUGCCAAAUUGGGGCCUAUUCGUAUAUUGAGUGCUCGGCACUGACGCAAAAGAACCUGAAAGAAGUCUUUGACAGUGCCAUCAUUUCAGCUUUGAACCUUGGUAAACCUACGCUACCCAGUGUGCCUUCGGGCAAAUCGAAAUUGAAAAAGAUCAAUCCAGACGUACCACCCCAUAAAAGGAAAAAGGGUUGGAAAAAGUUCUUCUGUGUGUUUUAGAAUGUCAAAGACACUUUUGAGUAAAGGAGAAAGAGAGUGCGGGAGAGAGAGUGAGUGAGAGAGAGAGAAAGAGAGAGAGAGAAAGAGAGAGAGAGAGAGGGACAGAGAAUGAAAGAAAGAAAGAUAGAAAGGAAGAAAGAAAGAAAGACUGGAUAUGAUUUUUCUUAUUACUUUUUUUCUUUUCUUCCUUUGUUGGGGAGGCUGGAGUUACAACAGACGAAAAUGCUGCUCUGUUUGUACCAGAUAUGAGAAAAUGGUCAAGAACCCAAUUUUUUUGUUCUUCCCCAGUUUAAUGGAACAUAUAUAUAUAUAUAUACAUAUAUAUACAUAUAUACAAUGCCAUGUACACAUGUGAAUACAAAAGGAACGCGAUGUGUUCCGCGGGUAAAAUGGAGACUAUCCUGUUUGUACGGUUUAAAAGUAUGAGCAACGACGAACGAAAUAUAUUGUUACAAUGUAAAUAAAAUGUAUGAUAUCUUGUUUAAAAUUGAAUAUAAAAGAAAAACGAAGCGUGUUCUGGAGGUAAAAAAAAAUAACGGACUAGGUCCUGUUUGUUCUUCUCAGUUUAAUGAUGGAGAUGUAUUUUGGGGGAGGAAAACAGAAAAACAAAACAAAAGGAAACGGUACGAAAUAUUGUUGGAUUUUA